AAACUGAUGGCUAAUAUAACAGUCACCUGCAGCAGGAUUGCAUGUUGUCACUCAAGGUCGCAAAAACAUGAAAGUCAUCCUAUAGUCUCUCAUCGCACGCAAAGCCCUUGAGCCUUAUACCCGCCAGGUGAUGUGGAUGUGUUGUUACCCAAUUUUCUUCAAAAAAGCGUCAUAAAACGACGCAAUAAUGUCGGAUAAUGUCAACCCGUUCUUGUUUUCAGCCAGCGCCUCGGUAUUUGAUAACAUUUCUGGAUCCUCAGCUGUACUUCUCCCGCCUCAAAAUUUACCACCUGGUAUUGACGAAGGAUCAGCUGGUGAUGUGGGCUCCUCUGCAUCAUCUUUACCAAUGACCUCUGUUUCCCCAAACUGUCAGUCACUCACUUCACGUGCUGCAGAGAACAAUUCUGAAGUGGAAGGUCAGCCCCAGCCAUCAAAGGAUUUCACUGUGUUUUCAUCAACCCCUUCAACCCUUCCUGCUCCAGGAGCUAGCCAAAUUGAUUCAUCUAUAACUAAUUCAACCCAGGCUUCAAAUUUAGGAAUAUCCAUUGCUCCACCAACCCCUUUACCUUCUUUUGGCAUCAGUUCUCCCACUCCCAUGACAAUAGGCAUUGCUAACAUUAGACCAAGUCCAUUUUUACCUCCAUCAAUGGCAGGCUCCCAAUUGCAGGCAAAAAUAGAUCCAAAUGGAGCUUGCUGUACUCCAUCGCCUGCCACAUCAUCACACCAUUCUCGCUCCACUACCCCUGGCCUCAGCACUUCGCAGCCUGAAGUCCAAAAUAUUCAGCCCUUGCCUCAUUUUGGUGCCUCAGUGCCCCCUCCUCCCUUGGCUGGGACAUUUGUACCACAGAUUCCUCAGGGAACAUUUGCACCCCCUCCCCCCUUAACCGCGACUGGAGUCUUAGCACCAUCUCUUCAUCCUGAAAAUAUGCCUUUGCCAUAUCAGCCUGGGAAUUUUCAGCCUCUUCAUUCUGGAAAUUUUCCUGUGCAACCGCUGCCUGGUAGUCUUCCUCCUCAAAUGUUAUAUGAACAAGACAUGGCCAGACACCAAUCUCCAGCCACUGCAUGGUCUCCACCAGUGUUUGGUGAGAACCCUGAAUACAAGGAGACAUCGGUUCUACCUGCUUCAUUUGAGACAAUGGCCAGCGCAGGGUUGUCACCCGUUGCACGUUACCGGCCCAUCAUUCCUCAUUGGUUCUAUGCGGUGCCUGGGAAGCCUCUUGAGUGGAAGCCAUUCUCUUUCACCGACUCCAUCAAUCUUGAGGAAGCACAUAGGAAUGGAGGGUGUGACGGUGUUGCUAUGUCACCAUCUCUAAACAAUAUUUGCAGGAGGUAUAACGAGCAGCUGAUCAUCGACACGGUGGCGGGGGAGAUCAACAGGAUGUAUCAGCUGUUCCGCGACCGCAACCCUAAGUUCUGUGGUGGUACGAGCGUCGCCGGCCACUCGCUGGGCUCUGUCAUCCUCUUCGACCUGCUCAUGCACCAGAAGGGCGACCAGCAGCUGCAGGAAGACCAGGAUCUGCAGGACCUGCCUGCUGAUGGAGGGGUGGAGCUGCUGCAGAAGAAAGGCGUCGGCAGAGUCCUCACUGCUUCAGAUAUCCGAGCUAAGAGAGCGCAGAGCGCCGAGCAAGACUCGCGUCGCUCCGUCCACUACGAGCUCGGCCCCGCGGGCACCGGCCAGCCUUCCAUCGCCUACCCGCAACUCCUCUUCAGCCCCCAGGCCGCAUUCCUUCUCGGCUCUCCCAUUGCCAUGUUCCUGACGGUGCGAGGCCUGACGCAGCUCAGUCCCCAGUACAGCCUGCCGACCUGCCCGCACGUCUUCAACAUAUUCCACCCCUACGACCCCGUGGCCUACAGACUCGAGACGCUCAUACACCCCGACCUGACCAGCCUGCGACCUGUGCUGGUGCCGCACCAUAAGGGCAGGAAGAGGAUGCAUCUCGAGUUGAAGGACACUCUGGAGCGCGUGGGCAGCGACCUCAAGCACAAGAUCGUCGACUCCCUGGCCGCCACGUGGAACAAACUCUACACGCUCUACUCCGGCAGCUCCACGGAGCAGCACAUGGAACAGGCUGAACAGGAGCAGCUGGGACGACUUGGAAUGGACGAGGGAGAAGAGCAGCCGGUGAUGGUGGGUCAGCUGAACGCAGGACGUCGCAUCGACUACGUUCUGCAGGAGAAGCCCUACGAGAGCUUCACCGAGUACAUAUUCGCACUACAGGCGCACCUUUCGUACUGGAAAUCGGAGGACACACUCCUCUUGAUGUUGAAAGAAAUCUACGGGUCAAUGGGCAUCAACUGCGACGCCAAAGACUCACAGGCUGCGCCACCGUCCGUUUCUGCUCCUCCUGCGUUCAUUCCUUCCGCACCGACGUCCCCUACCUUCACUCCAGCGGCCCCGGCCGCUCCUAUUCCUUUGUUCUCCUCCGUCGGCAGUUCUUCCAGAGCCGCGGUGCUGCCCCCUACCGUGACAGGUCCUCAAGCGAGCAGCUCUGGCGCGCCCCGUGUACUAGGAGGUCGUCCAGUCGUUGACGGAUCAGUGGUGCCUGAGAAGCCUGGGGUGGACCCAACCGCUGAGCCUCAAUUGACCAACGUUCCUCCGCCUCCCACUGGCACUAAACUUCAGUUCACGAGAAUCAAAGGCGGACCUCGCCGCUGAUGCUUAGAAUCUUUCGGUACUAACCUUGAAUUUACAAACUAGGGCCGUACUAUGAAAAUAGUUUAAAGAUCUACUUCAGCAGCCAAUCACUGUCGGCUUUUAAAGCUAAACCCACAAAUCGCAGGAGAGAAAUCUGCUGUAACGUGUAUUUUUAGCGUGAUUUGAGAUUACGGCUGCUGACCUUGGUUGGGCUUUAUUCAUGACUCUAAUGUGACGUACGAUGCCAAUGAUGGAAAAAAAGCAAAUAUUACGUGUAGAGUACGCAGUCACUGUGCAGUUGUUGAUGAUGCAAGAGCCUCAACUCAGUGUGUUGCAAUGAAUGUUUCUUGUUAUUGCUCUCUUUCUUGCCUACCUGACUGCUUUAAUAAAUUAUAAUAGGGCAUGUUCAUAAUUUUUCCAGUGGUCAUAAUUGUCAUUUUUUGUUGUCAUAAUUACAUGGUUUCCGGGACGAAUUGGCAGUGUGAUCACUAUCUUCUUUAAUUUGGUUCAUAAAUUUUGUUUCAGGUGGCAAUUUAACUAUGAUAUGAACACCUCGGGAAUGAAAACUUGUUGGGAAUUUUCAGGGUCAAGAAUUGAUUAUGCUGGGUUGCCGCAGCUUGUAAAAUGUUAUGAGUAACUGCAGUUACAUUCUUUGAAAUUCCCGUCUAAUUGCAGUAAAUUUGUGUCCUAUGUGACGUAAUUAUUUGCUUGCUUCUGAUAUUUUUGCAUGCAAAAAACUUAUUGUAAUUUUAUAGCCGAAACUUAUUGUUGAAAGGGAAAUUGUUUUUAAAUUAAAAUAGUCUACAUGUA
This is a messenger RNA of Hyalella azteca, 3445 nucleotides long. RefSeq names its product SEC23-interacting protein. The coding region runs from base 188 to 2656 and encodes 822 amino acids. Gene Ontology annotation, cellular component: COPII-coated ER to Golgi transport vesicle. The transcript is spliced from 11 exons. Lineage: Eukaryota; Metazoa; Arthropoda; Malacostraca; Amphipoda; Hyalellidae. Gene Ontology annotation, molecular function: metal ion binding. The record is from RefSeq and is a predicted model, not a curated record.